CAACAACAACAACAAUGAAGAUAAAGAGAAGGAUGAUCCAGAAGUUGCUUUUGUAGUUGACGGAUCUGGCAGCACUGAAAAAGCUCAUUUUGAAAUGGCAAAGCAAAUGGCAAAGCCAAAAAAAGGUUUGGAAGAAAUGUUUCAAUAUCAAAUGGGCAAAACAUAUAUGAAGGGCAGGAGCAACAACAACAACAACAACAACAACAACAACAACAACAACAACAACAACAAUGAAGAUAAAGAGAAGGAUGAUCCAGAAGUUGCUUUUGUAGUUGACGGAUCUGGCAGCACUGAAAAAGCUCAUUUUGAAAUGGCAAAGCAAAUGGCAAAGCCAAAAAAAGGUUUGGAAGAAAUGUUUCAAUAUCAAAUGGGCAAAACAUAUAUGAAGGGCAGGAGCAACAACAACAACAACAACAACAACAACAACAACAACAACAACAACAACAAUGAAGAUAAAGAGAAGGAUGAUCCAGAAGUUGCUUUUGUAGUUGACGGAUCUGGCAGCACUGAAAAAGCUCAUUUUGAAAUGGCAAAGCCAAAAAAAGGUUUGGAAGAAAUGUUUCAAUAUCAAAUGGGCAAAACAUAUAUGAAGGGCAGCAGCAGCAACAACAACAACAACAACAACAACAACGAUGAAGAUAAUGAGGAGGAUGAUCCUGGGACAGAGAUUGCAAUCAUACUUGAUGGAUCUGGUAGCAUUUCAAGUGAUGAUUUUGAAAGGGCAAAAGGAUUUAUCAGAACUGUGAUGGAAAAGGUUUGGGAGAAAUGUUUUAAUUGUGAAUUUGCUGUUGUUCAGUAUGGAUCGGAAAUCCGAACUGAACUGUCACUGACUGAGACAGAUGGACCAACAGCUUUUAAAACAGUCAACAACAUUAAACAGAUCGGUAAAGCCACAAUAACUGCUUCAGCCAUGAUCUAUACAAUUGAACAUGUUUUCGUUCCUGCCAACGGGUCCAAAGAGGGCUCCAAGAAAAUCAUGAUAGUGGUGUCAGAUGGAGCAAUAUCCCGCUGGGACAAAGAAAAUCUGCAAAACGCGACAAAAUUGUCUGAGGAAAAGAAUAUCCUCAAAUUUGCAAUUGGGGUUGGGAAUGAAACUAAAAAAGAUGAAAUGGAGAAAAUUAGCUCCAAUAACAGUACCCUGUUCAUGGUUGAAGACUAUAAGGCCUUGGAAAAAAUUCUCUCCACUUUACAGACAAGCAUCAUUCAAGGAAUCGAAGGAAUAAGGAAAGGAGAGGGGUUUCAAUUUCAACUUGCAGAGGCUGGAUUCAGCACUCACAUUGCACUUGAUGGAUCCCUUUUAUUUGGCGCUGUGGGUGCCAACGACUGGAGUGGUGGAGUGCUGUUAAAGAAACUCAAUGAAGACAAGACAACCUUCUUAGAUGGAUCAUCAUCAGAGUCAAGAUUUUCCUAUUUAGGUUACAGUGUGGUGUCCGCUAAGGCCGACUCUGGGAUUCUAUACAUCUCUGGGGCCCCUCGUCAUAACCUGACUGGGGCAGUCUUUGUCUUUGAUGGAACUUCCCAUAUAGUGCAAGAGAAGCUGCUAGGUAACCAGGUGGGCUCUUACUUUGGUUCUGUGCUAUGUGCACUGGACAUUAACCGGGACACCAAGACAGACUACUUGCUUGUAGGAGCACCAUAUUUCCACCAGAAAGGAGAGGAGGGCAGAGUGUUCAUUUUUAAGCUAAACGAGGGUAAGUUUCUUAAGGAGCCCUGGGAAUGGCAGGGUGUGGAAAACUAUGUGUUUGCCAGGUUUGGUUCAGCCAUCUCUGCCGUUGAGGACCUGGAUGGGAACGGGUACAACGAUGUGGUAGUUGGCGCUCCUCUGGAGGAGGACGACGACAUACGUGGCUUUUCUGGAAGCAUCUAUAUCUAUAAUGGUGGCCAAGAACUGCAGAGGCAGCACUCACAGAGAAUUUCAGCUGCUGAUCUGGAUGUGAAACUCCACCACUUUGGCCAGUCUGUUAGUGCCUUCUCUACCAGAAUAGAUGAAGGAGACAAAAGGCAGCUUUACAUCAGCAUCGGUAGCCAAGGUGCUAUCACAGUUCUGAAAACAAUCCCUGUCAUAACAUUUAAUCCUACGCUGGAGAUUAAACCCAGGACCAUCCCAUUAUCUGAGCAGACUAACAAAAACAUCAAGAAGGAUUUCACCCUGGAAAUCUGCUUUCCAAAAACGAAAAAGAUGAACUAUGGUAACACAUCCAUACGUUACAACAUUGAUGUGGAUGCAGGUCAGAUCAAAAAGCGUCUGUUUUUUAAAGAUGACUCAAAGGGGGAUGGCAUCUUCACUUUACAAAUUGAUGCAAACUGCAUUGACUUCAAACUGGUUUAUUUGGGUUGUGAUGAUUGCUUCUCACCUAUAGUGGUCAGACUCAACUACAAAUUGAAUAUCACUGAUCCAUCUCUCCAUAUUCUGAACUACUCUACUCCCACAGAGUUCACAAAAGUGAUUACAUUUGAGAAGGACUGUGAGAUGCACAAUGAAUGCAAGGAAAAUAUUUCUUUAUCGGAUUCAAGGCUGAGCACGGAAAUUGUAAAAAUUGGAUUGACCAACGACUUGAAAAUGUACUUCAAUUUGACCAACACUGGGGAUAGUGCCUACAAGACAACACUUGUUCUGGCAUACCCCAACAUGCUUCUAUUUAAAUUCACAACGAAAAUGGAAGGCUCUGUUUGUGAAAAUGAAGUUACAGAGACAAAUUCAUUAUUGAAAUGUUUUGUCUCACAUCCAGUGUUCAAAAAAAAUAAACAGGUUAAUUUCUCCAUUGUCUGGCAGCUUUCAAACAAAAAAUCUUAUAUGCGAGAUGCUGAGAUCACAGCAAAUCUAACAUGUGAGAAUGGUGGCACCCAGGUACUGGAUUUUAAGAAAUUCCACUUUGGAAUUAAGAAUGUCCUAAAGGUCCAAAUGACUGGGGAGGCCAAACCAAACAGAAUAAUAUUCACAGAAAAAAAUGUUCACAAGGAAGAGCUGACCUUUCAGUUUCAGGUUCACGGUGAGAACCAACACAAAGCAACCAUAUCUAUCAAUGUUACAUUAACUGUCAAUGCUCCUCACACUUCCAUGACCAUCAAAGAUGUCACACCAAAGGACAAAUGUGCAAUGGAAAAAGUGAAAGCCUCUGAAGAGUAUCUUAUCCAAUGUAAAGUCAUAGAUCUGCAGGAAAUCACAGUUAAGGCUGAGGCUUCGAUCAGAGAUGUUCAGGAUCAAUCAGAUAAGAUUACUGCUAAAGCCACCCUGGGAUUUGAUGAAGACUAUUUUGCAGCAGAGGAAAACGGAUCUACGGUAUUGGUGGAGGUAAAGAUUUUAAAACUGGCUGUUGAAAAAUCCUUACCUGCUAUCAUUGGAGGGUCCAUUGGAGGAUUUUUGUUCUUGGCCAUAAUCAUUGUCAUACUUGUUAAGUGUGGCUUUUUCAAACGUCGCCAACAACUGGAUGAAUCAAGGGAUUAGUGAGGCAUGAGCAAUGCAACUGUGUUCCACAGCGAUAGCAGCCUCCAUGGCUGUUACUGACUUUAAAUUGUUUCUUUAUUAAGUGCAGUUUAAGUAUGAUUUAAGUAUGUUAAAUAUCAUACAUUUUAAAAUUCCAAUAAUUGAAUUAAUGUGUUUUUAUUGUAAUAUUUCAUUUAAACUAACAAUUCCUUAAAAUGCAUACAUAAUGACAUUUGAAAACAGAUUAUUGUUAAAUGUGACAAAGGCGCCCAAUUCAAAAUGCUUUUUUAAAUGUGCUAUUUUCUUAUUUAAGGAGCCCUUUCUAUGAUUUCCAACAUACAAACAUAGAUAAUAUCAAAUGGAUCAGAAAUACGGUGUAGACAUUGUUAAUGUAAAUGACAAUACAUCAUACAUGCACGUGGGCCAUGUACACAAGUUGGAAUGGCCUGUGAUUUGAAUUGUUUGCUUUGAUUUGAAUCCUGCCCUCAAUCGGUUGCUAAUUUCGGUUUCCAUUGAUUGUUGUUAUGUCACUUUGUUCUCAACCAAUUACACAAUAAAGAUUUUGAUCUUUAAUGUAUUUCAUUCAUCGAGA
This is a messenger RNA of Esox lucius (northern pike), 4016 nucleotides long. It is a transcript of the gene itgae.2, whose product is annotated as integrin, alpha E, tandem duplicate 2. The record is from RefSeq and is a predicted model, not a curated record. Gene Ontology annotation, molecular function: integrin binding. Lineage: Eukaryota; Metazoa; Chordata; Actinopteri; Esociformes; Esocidae. The transcript has 34 exons. Gene Ontology annotation, cellular component: external side of plasma membrane; integrin complex. Gene Ontology annotation, biological process: cell adhesion mediated by integrin; cell-matrix adhesion; cell-cell adhesion. Bases 95 to 3445 code for a protein of 1116 amino acids.